GUCGGGGCCGGCGGUGACCGCGGGGCGGCCCGGGGUCCGCUCCCCGGCUCGGGGUCCGCGGGGCCCUGCCCCGACCGAGCCCUGCGGGAUAUAUAAAUUAUACAAAAAUACUUCUGGUUUCUGUACAGCAUUUCACUGACUUUGGUUGUGAAGGCUUAUCACAUGAUACAGAUAACUUAAAGAGAUCUUGGACAGUACUUGAAGGGUUGUUCGACUACAUUCUGAAUUGCACUAAGUUUUGCAACACAGCACAUGUCUAAGUAUGCAGUCUGCUAAUAUGCUUCUGAGAAAAAUUGUAAGAAGUCCUGUCCUUCCAUUUGCUGCACAACAUGGUAUGAAAAAGGAUUUGUUUCCGCUCAGUAGAACUCUGAGUUUAUCACUUUGUCUGAAGCAGGACAAGUCAUGUGAACCUUCAGAAAAACUGGAUUUAGAUGAGUGGAAGAAGGUAAUGAAAUCUGGGUUGCAAGAAGAGGUCAGUGAGACGGUCUCGGAGCCUAAGGAGCUUUCCAGUUUGGCUGCUGCACGUGAGACUUUGGAGAUGUGGAGACUAGCUGGCAGAGCAGUUCCAGAAAAAAUUAGUGAAGAACAGCUAAAAACUUUUAUGGAGUGUCCUUCUAAGUCAGCCAAAAAGAAGUAUUUAAAAUACUUGCAUCUCAGAGAACUUUACAAGAAAAAUGACAAAAGAAAGAUGGAUGAGAAAAGACAAAGGAAGCUAGAAGCACAAGACCAAGCUUCAGAAACAGAUGAGACCAAAAAGAGUUCAUUUGUAUGUUUGUGGUCCAGCACUAUGGAUAAAGCAUACAACUGGAGGGCUGCUCAGUCCAUGAUCUUUGGCCAGCCUCUAGUAUUUGACAUGUCUUAUGAAAAAGAAAUGUCUGUCCGAGAAGUUGCAAAUACAGUGAGACAGCUAGUACUGAGUGAAAGCUGCAACCGGAGAUCUGUGGAUCCAUUCCACAUCCACUUCUGUAACUUCAAAGAGGAUAGCCUCUAUCAAAGGGAAUUCAUCAAGCAUUAUGGAGAGGCAUGGGGCAGACUGCUUAUCACAGUGACAGACCAGUGCUACACAGAAAUCUUUCCGAAGGAUAAGCUCAUCUAUCUGACAGCUGAUUCUCCCAAAGUAAUGAAAACAUUUGAUCAUGAUAAGAUCUAUAUUGUUGGGUCAAUGGUUGACAAGAGCAUAAAAACAGGACUCUCUUUAGCACGGGCAAAGCGAUUAGGACUGGAGACUGCAGCCCUUCCACUGGAGAAGUAUUUGCUUUGGAGUACUGGUGCCAAAAAUCUCACACUGGAUCAAAUGAUGCAUAUUUUAUUAACCUUGAAAGAUACUGCUGACUGGAAGAAGGCUCUGGAAUUUGUUCCAAGAAGGAAAUACCGUGGCUUUGUAAACAAACCUGUAAAGGAACUGAAAAAAACGUUAGACCUGAUCAACACACUUAAACUUGGAAAAGGACGGGAAGAAGUAGAAAAGCAGUUUGCCAAAAAUUACCCCAAGAAGUAUAAACUAAAGCAAAAGUAGAGUGAUGGGGAGGAGAAUGAAUUUUUUACACACAAACUGUGUCUGUUAAUGCUCCGGCUUCUCAGUACAUGUGGAACUCUGUUCAGCUCUUAAUCUCGGAACAUGUUUUGUUGCUUAUGUUUGAGAUUACCAUUGUUAAGAAUUGGGGUUUUUAAAUUACUUUAGUAGUCCAGCUGUUCAAAUUUAUUCACACAUUAUUGAAAUUAUGUAAGAGAAAUGAGAUUAUCUAUUGUAAAAAAACUCAACAUGA
This is a messenger RNA of Catharus ustulatus (Swainson's thrush), 1766 nucleotides long. RefSeq names its product tRNA methyltransferase 10C, mitochondrial RNase P subunit (gene TRMT10C). Lineage: Eukaryota; Metazoa; Chordata; Aves; Passeriformes; Turdidae. Bases 263 to 1516 code for a protein of 417 amino acids. Gene Ontology annotation, cellular component: nucleus; mitochondrion; nucleoplasm. Gene Ontology annotation, molecular function: tRNA binding. The transcript has 3 exons. Gene Ontology annotation, biological process: positive regulation of mitochondrial translation; mitochondrial tRNA 5'-end processing. The record is from RefSeq and is a predicted model, not a curated record.